AUGGCCUGCUAUUCCCACCUCUUGCUUAACAAAAAGAGCUAUCACUAAAAAUAGAUCUAAACUCAUUUGAAGUAUUGUUUUUAUGAAUAUAAACCUUAUUAGACAAGAGAUCAAUCAAGAUAUUAAACACAAAUUAUCUUUGAUAACUUUCAGAAAUACCCAAAGGACGAUGAUGAAGUGGUUGGAAUUUUCAAUUAAGGAGAAUGGCUUGAGUUGAAGUCUUAAGAGAAUUUGGAAUUAAGAAAAUUUACAUAUAUCUUCGAUUUGAUGAUCCUAAAUGACUAAUAGCCUCUAAUGGAAAGUAAUGAUAUUCCCUCUAUUUGUCAAGUUGUUCAAAAGGGAAGAGAUUCACCAGCUAAUCAAGAGAGAACGCCAUCCAUUUAUUAUAAUGUUCAAUCAAACCAAAUUAUUGCAAGUGUGACUCUGAAAGACAGAAAUGGCGUUUUGACUGUUGAUAUUAAUUCGAUUUCUAAAGUGAAGCCUAAUUUAUGGUACACAAUAGCUGUGACAUUUGAUCAGAACUUGCUCUCUUUAUACAUAAAUGGAGUGUUUGAUUCAGCGAAGAUAAUAAAUGAUUUGUCUAUCUCAUAAAAUAUGCAUAAUCUAUUAGUAGGAAUGAAAGAUGAAUAAUCCCAUUCAGACUGCUCAUUUGCAUUGAGGAAUUUUGAGAUCUAUAAUUUUAACCUUGAUAUGAAUUAAAUUGAGGCUAGGUCUUUUAGAAAUUAUUAAAUAGCCAUAGGGUAUUAGAUUGGAGGUAGACCUGCUGAUAUAAGAUUUGGAUGUACUAAUUGCACCAAAGUAUAGGCAAGAGUACAUUAUGGCUAGUGGGGUCUACCAAUCAUCAUUAAGUCUUGGAUGGAUCUUGGAUCAAAAUACUUAGAUAAUAAACGAGGAUAUUACUAAUUAUGA
Messenger RNA from Stylonychia lemnae, 909 nucleotides. The record is from the annotation of a GenBank genome assembly. NCBI's taxonomy places the organism in Eukaryota, Ciliophora, Spirotrichea, Sporadotrichida, Oxytrichidae.